GCACGAUUUCAGUUCAGUUUCAGUUCCAAGCGCGACAUUGUACCGAGCGGUUGUGUUUUUUUCAAUUUCCCUCUCAACAAAGUUGAGGCAAAGUAAUACGCCAAGUUAUAUAUACAUAUAUAUUAAUCUUUUUUUUUUUCAUCUUCAAAGUGUUGUAACAAUUCUAUCGGUACAAUUCAAUCAUCGCCACACAGCAUCCCUUAAAACCAAAAGUGGAUAAAACUUUAUUUUGGAUUAAAUUUUUUCCCUUUUUUGGUUUUUUUCAUCUGGGAAUAUGAGAAGAAUUUUUCUACACUGAGGACCAGGGUCAAGUGCAAAACAUUGAACCCUAACAGAGGAAGUGUCCGCAGCUCUACUGCAUCAUUUUCGAUUAUAAAGAAACGGGAGAAAUAAAAAAAAACUGUGAUUUUUCUUUUCUUCUAUUGGAUUUCGAAAAGAAAAAGUUUCCUCUGAGAUUUUGAUUCUUUGAGUGAAUUAAGUGAAUAUUUUUUUGUUUCCGAAAAACUCUACUUUUUUACAAAUACUUUGGGAACUGGUAGUAAUUCGCAAAAGUGGAUUCCAGUUCUUUUGUGAAGUCGUGCUUAAAGGAACCUUUCAAAAUUGAUGUUCUAAGAAGGCAAAUUAUGGUGGCAGAGUUUGUCACCCGCCAGAGUGGAUCGCCCAUCAAUGGUGAGAUUGCGUACUUGAACAGCAAUAUGCCGACCAACCAUUCAAUACCACACUCGGGUCAUGGUGGACAUGGCCACGAUCCUCAUGGACCUCUACCUCCAAUGACGCAUCCCCAUCACGGGACAUCGCCAUCCCUUCAGCAACAACAGCAGCAUCAACAACAACAACAACAGCAACAAUCCCUCCAUCCACAACAAUCAAUGCAACAUCUUCCACAACAUCAGCAACAUCAACACCACGAUUCUCAAAAUCCCCAUUCCGACAAUUACAAUUCAAAUUUCGAUCUACGCAAGGAACUCUUCUCCCAGCGUAAACAACGGGAAUUCAUUCCCGACAAUAAGAAAGACGACAGUUACUGGGAUCGUCGUAGACGCAAUAACGAAGCUGCAAAACGUUCCCGCGAAAAGAGACGAUUCAAUGACAUGGUCCUCGAGCAACGUGUCAUGGAAUUAAGCAAAGAAAAUCACAUUCUCAAAGCCCAAUUGGAAGCGAUUCGCGAUAAAUUUGGCAUUUGUGGCGAGAAUGUAAUAAGCACCGAGCACGUAUUGGCCGCCCUACCGACUGAACCACCUCUUCUCAAACGAAAAUUAUCCACAUCAACAACAUUACUUUACACGAGAUCGCCAAGUCCGGUGCACACAUCCGUUAUUCAUCAGCCAGUCAGCGGUUCCAGGUCACCGAGGUCGCCAGCUCAACUCUACGUACCGGAAGCGACAGCCUACCCAGAGACCGAGAGCUUCCAAUAUCCCUACAGUACACAUCCGGCCGAUCACUUUGACACAUCAAGUGCAUUGAACUUGUCACGUGGUCGUCGCGCUCAAUCGCCGUUUGAACUCUCCUCCGGCAGCGGUGACGAGAGCUCCUCAUUGACAGUGCCACAGAAUAUGGUUGGCGCAAAUAAUUGCCUACCCCACAAAUUGAGGCAUAAAUCACGAAUCGGUGACAAGGACGCGGCGAGUGCACUCCUCGCACUCCAGGGCAUCAAACAAGAACCCGGACCAAGAGCAUCGCCACCCUGGGACAAUGAGGGCUCAAGUGACGAGCGAGACUCGGGUAUAUCCCUUGGCGCCGAAUGGACGCCAAAUGUGCCAACAGUACCCGAGAACGAGAGGGAAGUCAAAAGCAGGCUCGAUCGUUUAGCGUCCGAAGUUGCAUCACUACAAUCAAUUCUUCGCCUGGGGAAGAGUGGCGAGAAUCACGUCGUACCCCAAGUGAACGGUGGACAAACGACAAACGUCAUUAACAGUGUCCAAGUCGCGGGUCCUUGAACUCGAAUAAUGAUUCACGACAACAGUGAAUCAUUAUCAAUGGAAAAAAAUAAUGUGCGUCACUUCGCAAGAGCUUAUCCAAAGAUGCACCUCUAUAACGAGGCACAUUACCUCCUUUGAACGUGAUGCUCAGGAUCUCGUAUUCCUUCGGGCAGGGUAGACUGAAUUUUUUUGUUCCCCCAAUCGAGUCUUCUUUAAAAAAAAAAACUGUGAUUAAUUCCGAUUUCUCGAUUCUUCCCGUCUUUUUCUAAAAAGCAAAAUAGAAUCGAAAAGAAAAAAACGCAUAAUAAAGAAAAAAAUGGAGUAUUAUCCUGAGUUUUUUUCUCUUUCAAAAUCGAUUCUGAUUUUGACCCGGCAAAUUUCGUAAUUAGCUUUUAAGACCAUGUGACUUUUAAUAUUUAAGUAAAUUAUAUAUUUGUAAUGAUAUCGUCUUUUUUUGUAAAUGUUAAUUUUUGUUCGCUAUCACCAAUCGAAUGAAAUCGCUUUAUUCAGGAUUCAAAAAUUCUGUACUAAACGUCUUCAGAGUCGUAGUUUUAUUGUACAUUGUCAUUUGAAAUUUGGAAGUUUCUACGACUGUGAUUACGAGCUGUUUAGAAUUAGAGCGCGUUAGCUGGUCUAAGUUAUUCUCGACUAAUCAUUUAAAGACUGCGUCGCGCAACCGGCUAUCUCAUCACCGCCAGGUACCCUUAAAACAUUUUUUAAUUCGACUCCAAAAAAAAAAAAAAAAAAAAACACACUUGCUGGAGUCGAAUCAAAUAUUCUUUUCUAUCACUUUGCUUAAUUUCAAAUUCUCUUGUUUUCCCUUACAAAAAAACAAAAAUUUCCUUUUUGAAAAAUUUAAAUCGAGAGUCGAAGUAUUAAGAAAAAAAUGCCUAUUUUAAGUGAAUGUAUUACAUGUAGAGAACUCACACAAAAUGAUCUAUGUACCCACGCAUAUUUAUACUAUUCUCAUAAAUAUAUAUAUAUAUUUUUUCAAAUUAAUGUAUUUUUCGAUAAUGUGAAUAUAUGGACUACGAUUGAAAGUGUUAGGGCGCUAAUAGAAAAAAAAGAUGUUCCAUUUUCAAAAAACAAUUUUUGAUAACAAAAAAUGCUUUCUCGAAAAAAAUUUUUUUUAGAUAGUCUCUAGUUUGAAUUUUCUACUCUUCGAUUUUCAUUUUUUUUCCUCUAAAUUUCAAUCAGUUGAAAAAAAAUCGCUUCGUUUAAUUUUUCCUGUAUUCUAAUUUACAGAAAAAGAAAAUUUACUUCUAUUCUUUUAUAUCAAAACUUUAAUUAUAUUUUUUUAUUUUAUGUUAAAUAUACUGAUCGAAAUUCUGAGCCGAAAAAAACCCCCAGCGACCUGAUGAAUUUAAAAUCCCCAAUUCUAUAAUUAUGUAUUAUAUGUGAUAUGAAAAAAAAAAUUGUUUUCGAUUGAGAAAAAAAAUGUACGAUGUAACAAAGUAAUUUUUGACGAAAAAAAAACUAAUAAUAGCGCGUAACUCGAAUUAUUUAUUAAUUAAUUGUAUACGUAUAUAAGAAAGGAGCGUCUGUGUCGAAUGAUUAGGGAUGAUCAUGAUGACCAGCAAACACAAAAUCAUUGGUACUACUAUUACUAAUAAUAGGACUUGCGAUACAAAUAUUACACAUUGAAAUUUUAAGCUCAGAGAGAGAAAGAAACAACAAAGGGUGAUUUUUCUUCAGGUAUCUUCAAUAUUAAUUUAAUCGCGAGUAAAAUGCUCGUUUCUUUUUUUUUUUCUUUCUUUUUUUUCCCCACUUUGAAGAUAUUAAUUAAGAUUUAGUAAGAUAAUCUUUUUCAUAAGUCAAGAUCAGCCCUAUCAAGCCCAACACAAGACUGUUUAUUAUUAUCGAUGUUACAUGCGGAAGGAUCACGCAUUUUCUCCUUCCUCGUUUGUUUUUAUAUAAAUAAAGAAAUAAAUAUAUAUUAUAUAUUAUAUACAUAUAGUCCGUUCGAUUUGUACAGACACACUAAGUGUAAUAUUAUCUGCGAGUCGAGAAUCUUCGACAAGCAGUUUUUGUAAAGUCAUUUUUUUUUCUUUUCAAAUCAGAGUGAAAUUUUUCAGAAACUUCCAAUAUUCAAACAAUAUUGAUAUAAAUUAAUUUUGAUUACAUUUAUAAGUAAAAUACAAAAAAAAAACAAAAAAAAAAUAUAAACAGAUUUUUUUUCUUGUAAGAUUUUUCUUCGUUCCUUUUUUCGAAAAUAUUCCUAAGAGAAAAAAUUUUUAAAUGUUUAAUAAGAAAAAAUUCCACAUUGAAUUGUAUUUGUGGAAUAAAGCGUUAAGUGCCUCGAUAAUAAUUUCUAUAUAUAUGUAAAAAAAUAUCGCAUUUGUUGCAGAAAAAGGUUUUUGCGAAUAUUUUUUAUCAAAAAAAGGAAAAUUGAAAAAAAUCUUUACUUUAAAAAAAAAUUUGUGUGAAAAAAAAGAUGUAUCUAAACAGUGAGACAAAAGUUAGGUGUUUGAAAAUAGUUCCUAUUUCUAUUCAAUUACUGAAAAAAAACAAAAUAUAAAAAAAAAGAUGUUUGCCGUGUCUGAAUUUUCUCGAUUCCAAAUGUACAUUCGAUUUUCAUGCCCUAUCAACUGGGGUUUUAGAUUUAAGAGAUAUAUUCGCAGUGUGUAUUGUUCAUGUACGAUAUGGAUAUUGAAAUAAAUAUUUUCAAUGUUUUUCACAAUAAA
Molecule: messenger RNA, 4603 nt
Organism: Leptopilina heterotoma
Lineage: Eukaryota; Metazoa; Arthropoda; Insecta; Hymenoptera; Figitidae
Product: transcription activator MSS11
Exons: 2
Coding region: 624-1937 (437 amino acids)
Biological process (GO): circadian rhythm; regulation of DNA-templated transcription
Cellular component (GO): nucleus
Molecular function (GO): DNA-binding transcription factor activity; DNA binding
Source: RefSeq, a predicted model, not a curated record